Messenger RNA from Salvelinus fontinalis (brook trout), 7469 nucleotides. RefSeq names its product calmodulin-regulated spectrin-associated protein 2-like. Lineage: Eukaryota; Metazoa; Chordata; Actinopteri; Salmoniformes; Salmonidae. The transcript is spliced from 17 exons. Bases 605 to 5503 code for a protein of 1632 amino acids. Gene Ontology annotation, biological process: neuron projection development; cytoplasmic microtubule organization; negative regulation of microtubule depolymerization. Gene Ontology annotation, cellular component: microtubule minus-end. The record is from RefSeq and is a predicted model, not a curated record. Gene Ontology annotation, molecular function: microtubule minus-end binding; calmodulin binding; spectrin binding.
AUAGUGCAGCACUUUCUGAGCCACAGUGCGGCAGGAGAACCGCAACAAGCGAGGAAAAGCAGAGGGGAACCAACUUGUGUUUGAAAACAAAGACUUGAAUGGGAAUCGGAAUGUUUUUUCUCUCUAUCUGAAGGAAAUAUGCGCCUUCCUCAGUGAGAUUCUUCUGAAAUAGGUUGACAGCUAUUAGGCGAACCCCAUUUAAACUGGGGCGUAUUCAUUACGCGGAUCUGUUGCAAAACUUUUCUUAAAAGUAAGCAAACGGAACGAAACGGGGAGGGACCUACCUGAAUUUCUCCAAUAGAAACUCUGUUUGGACUAAUGAUUACAACCCAGGUAGCAGCAGAAUGGCUGAAAAAUACAGGCAGAGUCGCUAAUUCCACUAUUCAUAUUGACUCAGAGGAGUUAGACAAUACCAUACCGAUGGUUUGCGGUCAACUCUCCAUGUCUCUUCCAACGAAUUGUACAUUUACAUAGGCAAUUGAAGGCUGGCAAAUCAAGUAACGUUUGGCGCAUUCAAUUCCUUUGGUGGGAUGUCAUCGACUUCUAUUGCUACAUAGUUAGUCAUCAUUGGGUUUGCCGAAGGCUGUUGACACUUCAGAGUGUUAUGAUGGGUGAAGUGACGGACGCCAGGGAAAUUAAAAAUACCUUUAUUGUUCCCGCAAUAAAGUCUUCUGAUCACUAUGAUUGUUCUCGAGCAAAAAUCUACUGUAGCCUCACGUGGCUGGUGGCCAAAGCAUUUGGGACAGACAGUGUCCCGGCCGACCUGAAGGAGCCCUUCUACACAGAUCAGUAUGAACAGGAGCAUCUGAAGCCUGCAGUAGUCAGCCUACUGCUGUCUGCUGAGCUCUACUGCAGAGCCGGGAGCCUCAUCCUGACGAGGGGAGGUCACCAUGCUGUCACCCAGCCCCUGGUUGGUCACCAUGCUGUCACCCAGCCCCUGGUUGGUCACCAUGCUGUCACCCAGCCCCUGGUUGGUCACCAUGCUGUCACCCAGCCCCUGGUUGGUCACCAUGCUGUCAGCCAGCCCCUGGUUGGUCACGAUGCUGUCACCCAGCCCCUGGUUGGUCACGAUGCUGUCACCCAGCCCCUGGUUGGUCACGAUGCUGUCACCCAGCCCCUGGUUGGUCACGAUGCUGUCACCCAGCCCCUGGUUGGUCACGAUGCUGUCACCCAGCCCCUGGUUGGUCACGAUGCUGUCACCCAGCCCCUGGUUGGUCACGAUGCUGUCACCCAGCCCCUGGUUGGUCACGAUGCUGUCACCCAGCCCCUGGUUGGUCACGAUGCUGUCACCCAGCCCCUGGUUGGUCACGAUGCUGUCACCCAGCCCCUGGUUGGUCACGAUGCUGUCACCCAGCCCCUGGUUGGUCACGAUGCUGUCACCCAGCCCCUGGUUGGUCACGAUGCUGUCACCCAGCCCCUGGUUGGUCACGAUGCUGUCACCCAGCCCCUGGUUGGUCACGAUGCUGUCAUCCAGGCCCUGGCCCAGAAGGGACUCCACGUCACAGACCAGGCGAGGCUGGUUACUGAGAGAGACCUCCGCAAGAGGCCCCUACAGAUGAGUGCCCACCUGGCGAUGAUGGACACGCUGAUGAUGGCGUACACGGUGGAGACGUUGAGCGUGGAGAAGGUGGUGGCGUGCGUCCUCCAGUACUCCUCCCACCACGACGAAGAUGCAGACACGCCGUACGACACCGAGGACGCCGUGACCAGCUGGAUCAACAAGGUAAAUGAGUAUUUGAAGGAUAUCAUUGGUCAGGAGCGGAGGAGAAAACGGCAGAGUGCUGAGCCUGUUGGCAGGCCAGGGACUCUCUACAGGAAGGAGCAGCAGACUGUGGCCCAGCAGGUGCCCUGGAUCCCCCCUGUCGAUAACCUGCUGAAGGACACCACUGACGGCUGCGCCCUGGCCGCUCUGCUGCACUUCUACUGCCCACAGCUAGUCAGACUGGAAGAUAUCUGUCUGAAGGAGCGUAUGUCGCUGGCGGACAGCCUGUACAACCUGCAGCUGGUGCAGGACUUCUGUCAGGAGCACCUGAGCCGCUGCUGCCACUUCAGCCUGGAGGACAUGGUGUACGCCUCCUCGUCCCUCAAAAAUAACUACCUUGUGUUCCUGGCCGAGCUGUUCUGUUGGUUUGAAGAGGUGAAGCCCUCCUUUGUACAACCAAGAGUUCUGGAUACUGAAGAGCCAGUCCUCACAUUGUUGAGGAACAUUCCCUCAGUUCCCAUCUCCAAUGUCACCAAGAAGAGCUUCAUGGAGAGACCGCCCAGCCCAGAACCACCCAGUCUGCCUCUCCGGCCUCAACCUAGGAACUCAGGUGAAAUGAAGAGAUCCACCUCAAUGUCCUUUGUGGAUGGCUGCGUAGGAACCUGGCCCAAGGAGAAAAGGUCCGGGCCUUACGGGGUAUCCUACGACAUUCCCUUCGACAAAGAGGACACCCAGACGUCUACUCCCCCCGGCCAUGGCAUGACUCGCUCUACCAGCACAGAGGGCUUCAAGGUCCACCAAAUGUCCCGGGGCAUGAAGAGGAACCUGUCCUUCCAGCCCAUCAAUGGGCAGGGCGUGGGCAUUGAGGAGGAGGGCUGCCCGGACAGCCUAGCAGGCCCCGAUCUGCCAAGACAGCCUGGCAGACCUCAACCCAAUGGCUCAUCAGCCCUGGUUGGGCAUGGAAAAGGCGCAGCCAUCCCCAGCAUGGAGGAGGCCCUCCAGAUCAUCCACAACACCGGGAGGAAGCCCCCACAAUGCCCCCUGACGGAGGGUAUCAGCCAUGGCUUUUUCCUGCACAGUCAAAACCGGGGCAGAGGUGUAGUCGGCCUGGACCCUAAGGCCCAACAGGAGAACAUGUACCUCGACUCACUGAACACCACAGAGGUGGACACAGACAUCCACUUGAGGACAGAGGACAUCGCCGAGAUGCUGGACGAGGACUCUUCGCUGGGGGAAGCUACUAGCAUGGAGCUAGACAUGGACACACACAGUCCCUGCCCCAGCAGCUCAAGCUAUGGCAAAUCUCCCUCCACUAGCUCCGGCAUCAAGAUGACCAGCUUCGCAGAGCAGAAGUUCCGGAAGCUCAGCAACCCCGAAUCAGGGAGAAGAAGAAGCAGCAGCAGUGGGGGCGGCAGCUCCCUCAAGACCACCCCCGAGGGCUCGGAACUGGGCCUCCCCCUCUCCGUCUCCUGGGCACCCACUCCAGAGCACAGCCCUGUUCAUCAACAGAGCAUGCCCCUUACCCAAGCCCCUCCCACUGGGCCAGCGCAGGCUGCUCCGCCUAGUGACCCGGCUCAGGCCAUGGCAACAGAGAUGGUUCAGCUGCGCAUGCGCCUGGAGGAGAAGCGAAAAACCAUUGAGGCGCAGAAGAAGAAGGUGGAGGCAGCGUUUACGCUUCACCGCCAGAGGAUGGACCACUCCUCUUUCCUGGACGUGGUCAAGAGGAAGGCCGAUGGUGCCUCAGUAGGAGGAGGAGAGGAGGAAAGGGGGAAGAUGACUGCAGAGAAGGAGAGGAAAACUGAGAGGAGCAAAGCGGACACGCCUGACGGGGCCGAGCAGGGGCAGGCGCCCUUCGGGAUCUGCUGGCUGAAAUCCCCAGGAAGAAGCACGGGAGAAGAGGGAGGUCAAGGUCCCAGUGAGGUGGAUCUAGCGAACUACACACGCUCCAUGGAGAAGCUCAACCACUCACUGGGCUUCCUGCAGAUGGAGAUGCAGCGCCUGUCCCAGCAGCAGGAGGCCAUCAUGGCCAUGAGGGAACAACGGCAACAACAGGCCUGGGUCAUUCCCCCUCCCGAGACCCAGCCCUCACCCCAGAAAUAUGCUCGCGCCUCUGUCCGCUCCUCCGACUCUCCCUCCACGGCAGACUCGCCCCGCUCCGCCCACCACUCGCCCACCAGCAUCAAGAGGAAGUCGGCCUCCUUCCACUCACGGAACCCCCGCACUCCGCGCCCCAUCGAGCUUAAGCUGGCCCCCUAUAACCGCUGCCUGACGGCGCCCCAGUCUGUGGACAGCCUCCCCCGCCUGCGCCGUUUCUCCCCAUGUCAGGCCAUGGCCUUCACCUACAUGGGGGACAAACCCACCGGUGAAACCCCUGAGACCGGAGACAGGGACACUGAGCAUGUGCUAACCCCAGAGAGAGAGGCUGUUAGUGCAUCGUCACCCUCCUCCCCAGCCAAAAACAACCAGAGAACACAACCAGGGACACUAGAGAUUUCCAAGAAGGAUGAUGUGGAGGAGAAGGAAAUGGAGCACAAGUACAAAAUGGAGGAGAUUAAACCCAUAAUAGAGUCGACCGUAUCUGAAGUGCUGGCCCAGCCAGUGAAAGAGUCCUUUACGGUCACUCCCACAGAGACCCCCUUUAUCUCAGACAUGUUUGGCCAGGCCAGAAGCAAUCUGAUUGAGGUGCCUCUGUACGUGUUCAAGCCCCUGGAGGGAAAGGGGAUGGAGGAGAGUGAAGACAUGCAGGGGACCUAUGGCGAUGACGAGAAAAUGUCCUGUGGCUUUUUCUUUAAGGGUGAUGGGAACGGGGAAGACAACAUGGCUCAGAAGAGGGCUGCUCUCCUGGAGAAGAGAUUGAAGAGGGACAAGGAAACGCAGCAGAAGAAGCUGCAGCAAGAGGCGGAGCUAGAGCGGAAGAAGGAGGAGUCACGAGUGAAAGCGGAGGAAGAGCACGUGAGGAAGGAAGAUGAGAAAACUCGCCGGGAGUUCAUCAAGCAGGAGUACCUGAGGAGGAAGCAGCUCAAGCUCACGGAGGACAUGGACACGGUGAUAAAGCAGCAGCAGCGGCUGUCCGGCGCCAAGCAUAGGAGAGCCCGGCCCAGGUCCACCCACCGGGACAGCAUGGACUCCUCCAGAACCCCGGCCAGGGCAGCAGUGCCCAGCUUGUCUCUGGCCUCUCUCAACCUGGGAGACAGCUUGUCUCUGGCCUCUUUCAACCUGCAGGACAGCGACACUGUGCAAUCUGAGAAGAGAACCCCAAGGCCUGAUUCUGCAGAUGGUUUUCUGUCCCCUUGUCGAUCUGGAAGCCGGAAUGAGGAGGACGAUUGGGAGAAUGGCUCCACUGCCUCAUCUGUGAAAUCAAACACAGAGUACACCGGGCCCAAACUGUACAAGGAGCCGAGUGCCAAAUCGAACAAGCAUAUCAUCCAGAACGCGCUAGCCCACUGCUGCCUGGCGGGCAAGGUCAACGAAGGUCAGAAGAACAAGAUUGUGGAGGAAAUGGAGAAAUCAGAAGCCAACAACUUCCUGGUGUUGUUCAGGGACGGGGGUUGCCAGUUCCGCUCCCUGUACGUAUACAGCCCCGAAACGGACGAGGCCACCAAGUUGAUCGGCAUCGGGCCCAAGAGUAUUAUGAGCAAGAUGAUCGAGGGCCUCUUCAAGUACAACUCGGACAGGAAGCAGUUCAGCCAGAUUCCCGCCAAGACCAUGUCGGCGAGUGUGGAUGCCAUCACGAUCCACGGCCACCUAUGGCAAACCAGGAAACCAGCCACCCCUAAGAAAGUGUUACCUGCCAAGCCCUAAUGGAACUUACCGUACACUCCCAGCCUCCCCCGCCAUUUCCCUUCAAAUGGAACAGUCCACAUUCAAUUUGCACUUCACUGUACAUAUCCAUGAGGAUUCAGCACCUGCAAUGCCAGUUAGAUGAACACAUACUUCUUGUACUUUUUCCCCCCUCUCUCUCGCUCUUUUUUCAUUCCUGUCCAUUUACCUUUUCAAAUUCCAAACUGGACACGGGGACUCAGUUAAAGAUAUGCACAACUGGAAUGUAAAACACUAUUUAAUAUGUGUAAAUGAAUGUCACUGAUCUGUUUUAGUGUAAGAGGUUGUCUGAUUUCGAGUCAUUUUAUUACAGCACGCGUGUGUAUGGGGGGGGUUGCCCAAAGAGAGACAAAAAGGAGAAGGUAUGAAUGUUAUACAAUGUUUUAUUUGGGACACUGAAGCACUGAAUGUUACUCAUCUGUUCAAAUGUGUGGCCUUACGCUUGUUUUGUUUUUUUGUUUUGUAUGUCAGUGCAAUAAGCUGACAGUAAAACUAUACCUUCGAGACUUUUCUAUGCUAAGGUGAGAACGCUUUUUUCUUCAUGUUUUCAGGUUCAAAUGCAACAUGUCUUCAUAAGCUAUACACGAGAUUGAGGGCCAAAAAAAAGAAGUGUAAAAUACCUUACAGCAAGCAUACAGCUAGUGUUAUCCACACAAUAAGUCCGAUAUAUAGUAUUCCUCAACUACGCCAAGUGUAUUUAUAUUUAUAUAUAUUUUUUUUAGCUUAUUCCUCCUCUUAAAGUGUUAAACCAGACUAAACUUCCUUGAUGCUGUGGGCUCAGAACAGGUUUGUGAACCAAAAAUAAACUCAAAUCUAUGUUAUCUCCUUUCAAUUGUCACCAAAUGGACCAGAUUUGGUGAAAUAUCAGAUACGUCUGUCUGUAAUGAUUUGGACCAUUUGAAAAUGCUAAUACGUUUAGAUUUAGUAUUACAAUUGUGGCCAUAAAUCCAUUAUAUAGAACAUUGUUUUAAAGGAUUGCGAUUUAGAUUUUGUACUUUAAAAAUGGAAUGGCUGAUAAACAGUAGUUAUUGUUAAUUCUGUUUCAGUUGAUUAGUAGACCUCAAACGUUUUCAGAAUCCUCUCCUUUUAUAAAUUCUCAAUGUCAAAUGACUUAUCACAUCAGGCUACGAUGACAUUAGGAUACUGCUUGACACCAGGCUAGUUACAUUAGGAUACUGCUUGACACCAGGCUACGGUGACAUUAGGAUACUGCUUGACACCAGGCUAGUUACAUUAGGAUACUGCUUGACACCAGGCUACGGUGACAUUAGGAUACUGCUUGACACCAGGCUACGGUGACAUUAGGAUACUGCUUGACACCAGGCUACGGUGACAUUAGGAUACUGCUUGACACCAGGCUAGUUACAUUAGGAUACUGCUAGUAAGAUGAUAAAGUACUUUUGAUAAAGUACUUUUUUAGAGACCCGUGAAGGCAGAAUGUGACCGACUUUGUUAGUACAUACGGGUAGAGUCUUCAACACUUUCCUUUUGUCUUAAAACUACUCGAAAGGAGCCUCCUCGAGCAACAACUUAUGAAGGUUGGGGAUGAGGAUAUCUGACGACAAAUACUAUACACACACAUUGGUGUUUGGUUUUUUCGCAGGGAUAUAUUUAAGGAAUUACCAAAAGACAAGUUGUAUAUGUCUCUGGAAAUGUAAAGAUUAUUAUCACGUUAUUAUGAAGUUCCAGGAAUUUUGUAGAAAGGGAUAUUACAGUGGGACCACUGUCACAGUUGUUGUAUUUGGCUGUUUAAGGUCAAGAUUAAUGGCUAUUUGUUUAAAUCGGUAUAAGUGGACAUUGCACAGGGCUGCCGUAAGUUCCUUCCUCCUGACAAAGAACUGCUUCCAUUUUGUUUAUCAGACGCUGUGCUGUCAUACAACCUACUGCCGAACAUUGUAGGUUGGGUUUGUUUCUCUUUUGCAUUGAAUAAAAUGAAGCAUGUCCUCAA